Molecule: messenger RNA, 4814 nt
Organism: Liolophura sinensis
Lineage: Eukaryota; Metazoa; Mollusca; Polyplacophora; Chitonida; Chitonidae
Exons: 25
Coding region: 20-4597 (1525 amino acids)
Cellular component (GO): membrane
Source: RefSeq, a predicted model, not a curated record
UUCGAGAAUAUCCACAACGAUGAGACCAAGCCAAGUAAUCAUCAUUUCAGCCGCAAUUCUAUGGAUUCUGUGUCUGGUUAAUUAUGGAGAAUCCGUUAGGACCAACGAUGAGAUGGUGGAGGAGGACAUUAAGAAAACUCUAGAGGAACAUUAUACCGACCACGCUACACGCCGCAAGAAGAGGUUUGUCCAGACAUUAAUACCCAUAGUGGCCAAGGUCAUCGGGGGUCAAAUGUCAACCGGGGUCACAGGGAUCCUAAAGGGGCAACUAGGAAAGAACAUUACGACAAAUCUUAUUACCAAGAUAGCCGGCAAACUGACCGACGAAAUCAUCAACAAAAACCACAAAGACGACAUCGACAAGGAAUUGGCCGAAUACUUUGCGAGCUUCAACGAAAAAUCCGACAAAAAGGCCGCCGAGUUGAAAACCUCCAUUAAGACUGUCAUCGAUGAACUGUCAAAGAAGAACGCCAAUAUGCUGGAAGGAGGCGCUAAGAUUAACAUCGUGCCACAGAAAGGGAUGCAACUCGGGGACCUCUUCUCACCUCCGGGAGUAGAGAUCGACACUCAGUACACGAACAUCAGGUCGGAGCCGGACAGUCAGGCCGGUGAUUCUUACUCUUUCACUAGCGGCGUGGGAAACGCUCUCCUAAACGGUUGUUACGGCCCGUCCCUUAGCGCCUCUGAUCCAUGUUAUGCUGCCAAGAAACUACUCCCAAAAUGUCAGACCAUGCUGGACGCAGCCAAUUUUAUCGGUGUAGGGUUUGAUGGAAGAGGAGACUAUAGUUCCAGUUCCCGGCGGAAAAGCGUGAUCCAGAGAGUCUGUAACAGAGGUGGCAGUUAUGACGGAAAGUCUGUCCCGGACAGCAUGACAGUUCACGGCGUGUACGACACCAAUGUCCGCACAAUGGCCUUCAGCUCAGUGUCUCAGUACCAGAGUUACUUGGAGAAGAAGGCUGCUGUGGCUCAGUCCAGCUACAUGUUCGCAGAAGCUGUGGUGAAGGCGUACGGUCGCGGCUCGGUAGGCUUCCUGGGACUGGCCGGAGGGGGCGGUGGUUUCAGCUCAAACUUUCAGGCGUCCGGGUCGUCGUCUAGCUCCAGCUCCAGCUCCAGCCACAGUAUUUCACAGCAAGACAAAUUUCGACAGGUGUUCAUGUCCAGCCUAGAAGUGGACGUUAUCAGAUACGAGGUGUUCCUCGAUGACGUCACCUUUAACGACCUCAACAUGGACUUCUUGCACGACUUUGUCUUCUUACCCCAAUCUUAUUUCGCCCCAGGAGCACCGCAAAAAUUCCAGGAUUUCAUCUUGCGUUGGGGCACUCACUACGUCAAGAGCGCAGAAUUUGGUGGACAGCUAAAGCUGGUGAAGACAAAGGAAGGUGUCAAAGAGGAAUCCAUUGAGAAGUUUGCGGAGAAAGCUCAGUCCGACUACAAGGCCAUGUUCAGCACAUACAUGGCGGCCUCUGCUCAGUUCAAGUCCCGGAGCUUGUUCCACAAAGCUGAAGGAGGAGUUGAGACCGAAGUGUCAGUCGGCCAUGGUAAUACGGGUGCUCAAUCGGACGAAACUCAAGGAAGCGAACAAUCUGUAUCUCAGCAGAAGUACUCUAAUGAAGUGUUGAUGGUGGAAGGAGGUGAGCAAGGUAUCGCGGCUGUCGUCAGUGAGAUGUACACAACAGGAUUCAAACACGAACUCGUCCAAUGGCUCGAUUCUAUCCCCAGAUAUCCUAAACCUUUCGAUUUCCAGAUGGCCCCCAUUACGGACCUGUGUAACAUCAACUUCAAACAACUUUUCCCUAACGCUUCAAUGGACUUCGGUUGUUUCGGAGAAGAGACGAUGUUGACAGAAAGCGGAACAGGCCGGAAGUACUACGUGUGGAAGACGGAAGAGUGGGAUGAGUUGAACAACGAGACAUACGUGAAGGAACACAAGCGUUACUGUGAUUACGAGAACGCCCAGGGCCUUGAGGACGCUCUAAGGCGGCGCUGUAAUGCCUUGAGGACCGCCGUGGCCGUCUACCUUGAGGAGGGCCCGAUUCCCAGCACAGACAUUCAUCUUCGUCCAGGGAAAGCCGGCUGUGAGACGAACCGCCUGGCAUUUGUGGAUUCUCUGGCGGAUCUCCGGAAGCCGUCUUGGGAUAGGAUGACCGACGGUUCAACGUUCCGUGUUGUGUUUGACAUGGCUGAAGAUAUUCCAGGCGUGGUCGGUAGGGCUCAGUCUCUACUUUUGUUCUACAGAACUUCCACCCGUCAGUGGUACGUCCAAAACGGAGAGGAAUUCACCCAUCUGUAUGACGGUUUUGGUAAUGGCGGCAGUAACAGCCUCAACAAUAAAAAGAUCUCUGUCAGGGGCCUGGUACUCAAGUAUAACAGCGUUACCGGACUUCUCUCCCUUGAUUCCACCGAGUUCGAGGCUUCCAAGGCGGUGAUUCCACACCUGAGCGUGGCUCUGAAGGGAGCCAUAGUCGGCCGUGUGGAGUACGUGUCUAUGCUGCAGCAGAUUCAGCAACACAAGAAUGAGUUUGGAGUGGGUACAUCACCUUGUAACGUCGUCUGGUCAAAUGCUCAUCGUUUCAACCCCGCCAUUGUCGGAGGUCGCUGCGUCUCGUUCACAGCCGUCUGUAUGGGAGACAUCUUCGUCGUAUUCUCUGCCAUACCACGUGACAAGAACACGUGGUACUAUGUUCAAAUCAGCCCCGAUGGUGUCGCUAUCUAUAAGGGACACAAAGUCAUGAAGUUCAUCGAUGACUCCAGCGCCAGAAGUUUGGGAGAUCCACGACUGUUUGAAUCCUACUUUGUGUGUGUGGAGGAGGCUCUUGACGGGUCGAAAACUACCAUCACUUAUGGCAAGACCCCCGACAAUAGGGAGAGAGGGCAUGUGUAUGCAGUGUUUGAGGACACCGACGACCCGCUCCACGUCCGAUUCUACGCCUUUGGCAAUGGAGAAAGAGAACUCAACGUCAUGGACGCGCACGUUCUGCGGACGUCAGCAACAGGAGAGCACAUCUGUGUCGGAGGGACGGUCAUGUUUGAGGGCAAGUGUGUGGAGGAUUGUCAUCCAGAGUGUAAUGGUUGCCACCGACCGGACCUCGACACCGCCUGUCGCGCAUGUAAGCACUACCAGCUGGACAACCGCUGUGUGGCCGACUGCCCGGAUACUCAUAAACCAGACAAGGAUGAUCAAACCUGUAUCUGUGCCUUUGUGGAAGAUGGUCAGUGUGCCAGCAGCUGUAGUGUUGACAGGGUGGCAAUCCCUGACGCAGUGGAAAGUGGAAUCUGUGCCUGUAGAUAUUACUUAGAAGGGGCUCCGGACGAGUGCCUGGCCAACUGUCCAUCCUCCUCUUAUGGCCAGGCCUUGCCCAACGGACAAACCGUCUGCAAACGGUGUCACAAAUCGUGCGUCGCCCAACCAGAGGCUUUGGCCACAUGUAGUGGACCCGCAGUGGAAGAUUGUGUGCACUGUAUCAAAACCUCCACCAACGUCUGUCUCAGCUGUGGACCCGGAAGAUACGUCCAAGAAGUUUCAAGCCCUGUGUGCCUGCGGUGUCCCGUGGGGUACCAAUGUCCUGGGGACGGAAGACGUUACCAGUGCAGUAUGCAGGCCAAUGAGAAGAACAAUCUGGCCAGAACGGCAUGUGUGUCGUGUCCGAGUGGUCAGUACAGCACGACGCCUGCGUCGGGUAUCUGUCACACCUGUGCAGCAGGAUGGACUCGUCCGGCCAAGUCUAGCAGGUGCCAACGGUGUCCGAAGAACAAAGCCGGUCCUAACUGUAAACUCACCUGUAAGUGUGUGUACGGGGAGUGUAUGCAGGCUGACGGAAAGUGUAAAUGUUACCGUGGAUUCAGCGGACAAGACUGCAGCGUACCAUCCGAAGGAGCCAUCCGUCUUGUGGAUGGUCGUCUUUCAAGUCUCUAUGUAGACUCGAUUGCGCAUGCCAAACUGGAGCCGGUGCCUGCCAGCGAGGUGGUCAAUAAAACCAUUGGCGAUAUCGUUAAAGACGACAACGUGGUGAAGACCGUGAAAGCCAAUGUGUACAAGUCCGUGAUCAAUCCCCCAGUCCUUAAAUCCAGCGAUGACAGCGGAUCAGCUCCGGUUCUCCUGUCGGGCACGAGCGGUACGUUAGCCACUGGUACCCUCAACACCAAGCUGGCCUUGCCCAGAAAGAAACGAGCCCUGCUCACGAAAAUGACUCCUGAGCAGAUCCUGAAGCCGUCUCUGUCCGUCGCUAAACACGUGGCCACCGAUAAGGCGGUUGUAGGCAACGUAGCAGGCUUGACCCUGGCUUUUCCCACGAACCCAGUGCUGGAUGUCAGUGGAAAAAUAAGAGGUCGCGUUGAGAUCUUCAUGAACGGAAGGUGGGGCACAGUAUGUGAUAAGGGUUGGACACAGAAAAAUACCGAUGUGGUUUGUCGACAGAUGGGCUACAAGCACGGCUCGGCCAAGACCGGAGCUUACUUCGGAAAAGGUGUCGGCCAGAUUACAGUCACGCGAGCACUUUGCCAUGGCAACGAGACUUGGUUCAAGUCCUGUCCGCGCGCGAAAUGGUGGUUUUUCUCCGCGUGCCGUCAUAGCAACGAUGUCGGUGUUAUAUGCUGGUAAAUGAAUAUUUCCCAGCGGUAAAUUAACGCCAAAAAUUAAUUUAUUGUAAUAUACUUUCGGGAUUAUGGGUCAAUAAGUGACUUUCCUUCUAUGUCGUUUAUAGUGCAUGCUUACCAUCUGAAUAAACGGACUGACUUAAGGUUGUCCGUACCAGUAUUAGGAUACUUAAAAUUGUCGUGUCAAAUACAAUUUGAAAUAAAAUGUUUUCAUAUCAUGA